Molecule: messenger RNA, 423 nt
Organism: Thelazia callipaeda (thelaziosis nematode)
Lineage: Eukaryota; Metazoa; Nematoda; Chromadorea; Rhabditida; Thelaziidae
Source: the annotation of a GenBank genome assembly
AUGUCUAUGAAACGAUCUGCUGUUAUUUCUAGACAUCAUUUACAACUCUCAAGUAAAUCAAAUCUAGUUCUAAACGUUCCCUCUCAUCUCACGCAACGUUCAUCGCCAGUUAACAACUAUAUAAGUGCUCGGCUCCGCCAGAGCAGAUGGUCAGCAGAGGUGUUGAGAGAGGUUCUUAACUGCUACGAGAAAGUAGCGAUGGGGAAUAGAUCCUGUGACGUUCCACGUAUGAUUACGAGUUCACAAGCUCCAGUGGAGUCUACAACUUCAUUAAAAAAUGCACCUCUUUGUAUCCAUAUCCGUCAAAAUAUUGAGGCAGAUUUGCCUAGAUGGAGGGGAAAAGGUUUAAGAUGCGAAAUAGCAGCUACUGUGUUUGCUAGAGAGCAGGCAUUGAAUGAAAUACACUGCAACAGUAGUGGAUAG